Mycena indigotica is the source of this 1044-nucleotide messenger RNA. RefSeq names its product GroES-like protein. The transcript is spliced from 4 exons. Bases 1 to 1044 code for a protein of 347 amino acids. The record is from RefSeq and is a predicted model, not a curated record. NCBI's taxonomy places the organism in Eukaryota, Fungi, Basidiomycota, Agaricomycetes, Agaricales, Mycenaceae. Gene Ontology annotation, molecular function: oxidoreductase activity, acting on NAD(P)H.
AUGUCCCAAGUAGCACUCGUCCUUGAAGCGCGCGGUCAACAUGUGCUCAAGGAGGUCCCCAUCCACGAGCCGUCCGCGGGGUUGAUGCAAGUGCGGGUGGAGGCCGCCGCUGUGAACCCCGCUGACGUGAUGAUGUUCGACGACGACCGGGGUGGAUUCGUGCAGGGCUAUCCGGCGGUGCUCGGCUGGGACGCGGCGGGCGAGGUGACCAAGAUCGGCGAGAACGUGACCCGGUUCAAGGUCGGCGACCGCAUCGCGUUUAUGUGCUUCCCCAGCUCCACCCACGAUGGCGGCAAAAGUCACACUGCGCGCGGGGCGUUUCAGCAGUACGUGUUGGCCGACCAGCGGUAUGCAGUCAAGAUACCGGCGGGGGCUGAUUAUGCCUCUGCGGCGUCUUGGUCUGCGGCGAGCACUACUGCCGCUGGCUCACUCUACAAGCACUUUGCGCUGAAAGAGCCCUGGCUUCCCGGAGGUGAAGGCGCUUACAAAGGCGAAAAGCUCCUCGUUUUGGGCGGCAGCUCGUCCGUUGGCGCAUACGCUAUCCAGUACGCCGUGCUCUCGGGCUUCACCGUCCUCACGACCUGCUCGCCGGCCCAUUUCGACUACGUCACGUCCCUCGGCGCCGCUUCUGCGAUCGACCGCUCCGCGCCGGACGCGGCCGCGCAGAUCCUCGCCGGCGCGGGCGGGCCGCUCGGACUUGUCAUCGACGCGAUCAGCGUGCCGGCGACGCAGCUCCUCGCGACGCAGGUGCUCGCGGAGGCCGGCAGGCUGAACCUGAUGCUCGCGCCCGAUCCCGCGCUCCGGCCGGCGAUUGAUGCCAAGAAGAUCGAGCUUCUGUGGGGGAUGGGCCUGGAGGGCUGGUACGCGAACGAGCCGCUGUGGGCCGCCGCGGAGGGACACCUUGCGAGCGGGGCCAUUAGGUUCAACCGCGUGACGCUGUUGGGGGGCGGGCUGGGUGCGUGGGAGAAGGCGUUCGAGAUGCAUCGCAGGGGCGAGGUCAGCGGAACAAAAUUGGUCAUGACACCUCAGCAACACACGCUAUAG